Molecule: messenger RNA, 3806 nt
Organism: Ixodes scapularis (black-legged tick)
Lineage: Eukaryota; Metazoa; Arthropoda; Arachnida; Ixodida; Ixodidae
Exons: 19
Coding region: 1-3789 (1262 amino acids)
Biological process (GO): intrinsic apoptotic signaling pathway in response to endoplasmic reticulum stress; IRE1-mediated unfolded protein response; mRNA processing
Cellular component (GO): IRE1-TRAF2-ASK1 complex
Molecular function (GO): ATP binding; RNA endonuclease activity; protein serine/threonine kinase activity
Source: RefSeq, a predicted model, not a curated record
AUGGUUCGCAAGAAGCAGCUUGAUCACACGAAAAAGCGGUCCCGCUGGAAGACGGACGCCGAGGAGUGUUCCAACUGGGACUCUGGCGCCAGUCAGACAUUGGACGCGCUGCAGGCUACGGUCUUCGGGGCCACCUCCGAUCGCUGCAAGACUGCGCACCUCAAGGAAUUGUACAAACGGUCUCAAUUGCUGGCUGCUGCGUUCUGUGGACACGGAGAAGCAGUCGACGUUUUACUUAAGGCGGGUCACGAUCCGAAUGUAACGGCUAGGGAUGGCAGCACCCCUCUAAUGCUGGCCAUUAAUCAAGGCCACCGAGACAUUGCUUCCAAGCUGAUUGAACAAGGAGCCGACUCGUGCCUCGUGAACCAGGAUGGCACGAGUGCCAUGCACAUGAUGGUACGGAAGAUGGACGCCGUCAUGUUCAAUGAUUUGUGGAGCAGUCUUGAGAAAUCUGGCCGAAUCAACAUCUCGGCAGUCGACAAGAAUGGUAAAAACAUGCUCCACGCUGCAGCGGAACUCGGCUGGGACUUCUGUGUUGCGUUUCUCCUGUCUCGUUCUUCGCUAAACGUCGAGCAAACCAGCAAGGAAGGCAGAACCCCUUUGAUGUGUGCUGCCGCUGAGGGCCAGACCGCAGUGGUGGAGCGCUUGCUCCAGGCAGGCGUACGCCUUCUAACUGAAGAUCAGUCAGCAUCGACUGCGGCAUGCUUGGCAAUCUCUAGGCGCCACGGGACGGCCGCUAAUCUUUUAUUAAAUAAAAUGGGCACCCUGGAAAAAAACCACUACGUCGAGAGGAGGGUAUCUCUAUUGGCUCCGCCGAGCACGCCAACGCGCGAUCAGCGCUCUUUCUUCCGAGACACCUUGUUCAGGGUUUUUCUCUCCAUCCGACGCCAAAUGGAAGGCGGCACAGAGCUCCUGCUGUGUCACAACGUCUUCGAGGCCCUGAUCGCCUGCGGUCGGCGCCACGCGUGUGAUCCGUCCAUUACGAGCCCCCUUUUCCACCUGUGCGCCUGUCUACUGCACGACAAGGCGGAUUACAGCAAGUACGUCCACUACGACAUGGCGAAGGCGUUCAUCGAAGCCGGCGGAUUAGAUCUGACACACGAGGUUUCCUAUAAAGUCGGCGAUCCGUGCGAUGUUCUGUGCCGAUGCUCGGUGCUGCUCCCAGUAUUGCCUGCGGCCGAGUUGGAAGAUGGACUGCAAUGGGUCCGCAGUCACUUGGAAGACCUGCUUCCUACAUUUCGCGAGUUCGCUUACAAGAAGGACAUAAUCACGUAUUGGGCAGACGGCGAGCAGGUGAAGACAUCCGUCAUGUGGGAGAGGUUCAAGGAGAACUUCUCCCGAAUUUAUUUGGAGGCCAAAGGCUCGCCGCCAGACUGCGUACACGAACCUGCGCAUGGCCAGGAUUUCGACACGAACACGGCAUUCUCGCUUCACUCCGUCGCGCAGACCACCCUAAGCAGGGGCAAGGGCCCAGCGCUCCUUCCUAAAAAGUCGGGCCAGAAGGCACAGAACAAAAAGAUUGCACGUCCCCGUGCUAUUCAGACAAUGAUUCAGGUUACGUUCACGGAGGAGUCUCGGUUUCCCAAGAAAGCAAGAGGAACAUUAACCUAUCCACAAAAACCGAUCGAUGUCAGGGCAGGCUCAACAGAGCCGGCGAAUGUAUUUGAAGCGAUGUCGAUGGCGCCCAAAGUGACUCCAACCGUCCUUCCUCUCCAAGGAUAUGCAAAUGCUGUUAAGAGCAACAUUCCUAACGAAGUGACUUCCCUUCAUUCUCCGGAGGUAACGGGAGACUGUGACCAGCCGAAGUACAAGUUCACCGACCUGAAAACUCCGUAUCCCUGGAAGGAGACUGACAUCAGUCUCCUGGGCUGUCAGAAGUUUGCUGGCUGUUCCUCGCAACCCACUUUGCCGCAUGCUUUCAGCGGUGGCUUUGCAAUUCGACAUACGAAGAGCGAUCCUGAGUUGAGCUCCACAGGCCCGAACUCAUCUUUUCCGGCAACCAUCGAGCUUUUCAAGGAGCUUCCACCCUUGAAAACAAAUGAUGUCGCUGCCUCAAGGAGCGCCGUCGAACAAAGGGCCCAAGAAUGUUUAUCCUCUUACGACCAAUGUAAGCGGAAGCUUCCCUGCCAGCGACUGCACGCAUUGCAAGAACACCUCUUCGGCGAAAUCAUACGGUCUCUACAAAUGACAAAGGCGGAAGACCGAGACGCUAUGACCACCGUAAUGACACUCAUGGAGUCGAUGAUGAAUUCCAUAAAUACGUUGACGCCCAGACACUCUAAAGGCAAAAGCGACUUUCGUCUGCAUGAGCUCUUGUUGCGCACUGACGAUGAAAAAGACUUCGCAGUUGUCAGCGAUCAACAAGAGGGGAGGAAAAGGCCGUUAAUCGAAACUAACAUGGACUGCUAUUUGGCUGGAGAAUGGUUUGAGGGCCUGGCCUCGACCGCUGAGAGGACUGUGGUUCAAGAAGACCCGACUAGUUUGUCAAGCGUCUGGGUGUCUGAGAAUCUGCGUUGGGAAAGCACUUUUCGGGAGCUCGCCCACGCUCCCCUGUGCAGUCUUACCCUCACCAAUGGCGUCUUCUACAACGAGGAAAAGAAACAUAUCCCUACAAUGUCUCGAGACGAUGGCACAACCUCGGUGUACCUGGGCAUCGCCGAAAACGGCCGGGAAGUAAUCCUGAAAAAAAUACAGCUCCAGUCGCCGAUCUCGGAAGUUAUGCUUGAACGCCUGCGUAGUUUCAAGCACUGUGACCUUGCCCACAGAAACAUCAACGGCCUACAGGUACUCUGGGAGAAUUCCGGAAAGGUGCUGAAUAUGAUCUGGCAGCCGCAAGAGCGAAAUCUGGAAGAGCACAUCGCUAUGCUCCGGGAACUAAAGUGUUCGCUGGUCCAGUGGGCCAGAAUUGCAAUGCCUCAGCUGCUGGACGCACUCUCCUUUCUGCAUUCGAGGACACAUCCCGUGCUGCACGGUCGGCUCAAGCCUUCAAACAUCCUGGUUUCAUCGAAGGGAAUCCUUUUCCUGUCUGAUCUGAUGCCGCAGGGAGUCCUAACAAACGUCCCACUUGGUUUUAUCCAAACUCCAGUGGAAGGCAGAGGCAAAAACACAGUCAGUGACGUCAGUUGGCGGCCACGAGAACUUAUCAAGGCAGUGGCUAGUGAGCUGGCAGCGAAGGUGAUGUCUACUGCCUCUGACAUGCAGGUUGCCGGUAUGCUGAUCUACUACAUGGUGACUGGGAACCACCUGUUUGGCAAGAAUGACCUCGAAUGCCAGACGAACAUUCUGCGCGGCCGACCCAUCUUGAAUCCCGUCAACGCGGAGCUUGACGAUCUCGUGCACCACCUGGUCACUCUGGAGCCCGAGUAUCGAUUAUCCGCCAGCGAAGCUAUCAGGCACCCCGUAUUCUGGGGACCUAAGAAGCGCAUGUUUUUCUUGUCGACUGUCGCGCUCGAGAUGGAGCGUCAACACCUGAAAUGGCCGCCCGAUGACGUCUUGAGGCAGUUUGAGGUGUCUUGCAGUGCCUUCGUCACCUGGAAGAAUCGCUUGCCGCCGUGUGUGGUGACAGACAAGUUCGCCACCGAGGACUCGAGCACGGCCAUCGUGAGCCUCCUGCGCUUCAUCAAAUGCUGCGCAUUGCACUACGACAGCUUGUCGACGGAGGCGCAGUCCUACAUCCGGCAACCGGAGAAGUUGUUCGAGGACGCGUUUCCUGGCCUCCUGAUGGCGGUGCAUGGCGUCGUGCGAAGAACCCACUGGCGCUACUGUCGUGGCAUCGAGGCUUUUUUCUGAAGACUCCCUUUGGGGUG